UGACGUCAUGUACAUAGGUGUCCACAAAUGGACUGUGAACCAUCUUGAGCUUCACAUCCAGUUAGUUCUCUGCCUUCUCGAACUAGCGUCGUUCGACGAAACCCCUAAUUGUUAUUUUCUGCGCGGAUAUCAAUUUCUCGGUCUGAACUACAGGUUGGGUCAAGCAUUGACGUUUGGUGUUUGUUUAACAUAUUUUCAAACGCGGGUCUUCUUUUGGAAUAACAGCAAUUGUACGCUAUACUAUCGUCCUCCAGACCAAUGGAGAAAAUGGCCAGACCUGUUCCUUUAAACUCAUCUUUCCAAACUCCAACUAAUGGCGUACUGAAAUCCCUGUUGGAGAAUCCAAUGAAGCUGCCAUUUCACCAUGAAGGUUUUGGAAAAGAGAAGAAUGCGAAAGAGAAAAAGUUGGAUGAGGAAGGCGGUGCCAAUACUCCACAGUCGGCCUUCCUAGGGCCAACCCUGUGGGACAAGACCUUGCCAUAUGAUGGGGACAACUUUCAGCUAGAGUACAUGGACCUGGAAGAGUUUCUGUCAGAGAAUGGCAUCCCCGCAAACUCAGCUCAGAAUAACCAAAACCAGCCACAGCAGUCCCGGCAGCCCACUAUCCAGCAGGUUUCCCCAGCACUCCCCAUACCCUCUGUGGUCGACCUCAGCAGCCACGCCACUACCUCCGUUCAUACAGCCAUGGUCUCCCAGAACUGUCUCCAGAGCCCCCCAGCCAGAGCAGUGCUACCCUCAGCUGCCAGGAACACCCCCAGCCCCAUCGAUCCAGAGUCUAUUCAAGUUCCAGUGGGCUACGAGCCCGACCCUGCAGACCUGGCUCUGUCCAGCGUACCCGGACAGGAGAUGUUUGACCCCCGAAAACGCAAGUUCGCCCCAGAGGAGCUCAAACCACAGCCCAUGAUCAAAAAGGCACGCAAGAUCUUCAUCCCCGAAGAUCUCAAGGAUGACAAGUACUGGGCCAGACGCAGAAAGAACAACGUAGCAGCCAAAAGAUCACGAGAUGCCAGGCGACUGAAGGAGAACCAAAUUGCCAUCCGGGCUGGCUUCCUAGAGAAGGAGAACGGUGCACUUCGCUCAGAGGUGGCCGACUUGAGGAAGGAACUGGGUCGCACCAAGAACAUUGUGGCCAAAUACGAGGCUCAGCAUGGGCCCCUGUGAACCUCCCCAAACCAACGUCCACACCACACCCUUCCCUCUCACCCCCUCACCCAAGAGUUUAAAGGACAAUGUGCCUCCCUUUUGGUGGCACUGGCCCCCACACACACCAGCCCCUCACCCCUGUACAUGAUAAUCCUAUAGGAUUCUAUCAUUUUGAAUUCUGUCACUGGCAUCCGUUUGUUUGUUCCUUUUGUUUUCUCACUCAUCCUUCAUGUACAAACAUGUAUGUAUGUAUGUAUGUAUGUAUGUAUGUAUGUAUGUAUGUACAGUAUGCACACACACUUUCCUCUUUCAAGUACUACAAGGCACUUUGAGUGUUAAUGAGCCAACAACCUACUCUCCGGAUCCCUACCCUGUCCCCUCUUUCCACUGUUCAUUUUGUAAAUGAUGCCAUGGUGUUUGUUUUCCCCCUUUCUCACCUGUUUUAUACAUGUGAUCAGGACUGAGAGCUGUUGUAAUGUAUCUCCCUCCCCAUCCUUAUGUUCUUCCAGUGCUGUUUUCAGAGGGAUUCUCCUCCUACCUAAGACCCUGUUCCUGUCUGUUGUUAUGUCCUGUAGCUUCCUUUCUCAAACGGUUUGUACCGUACAUUCGUAUUGCAAUUUGUUUUGUUAUUGUACUUCCGUGAAUAUUAUACAUUUUCGUGUCCAUUUUUGUUCUAUUGCGGCGCUGUAACAUCAGUUCAUCACAUCAGGACUAUAAGCUACUCUUGUGAUUUUAAUAUUUUCUUUGUUAGCACUUAACCUCUCUCUCAAACCUCAGUAUAACUGUACAGUUGAAAAGAAAAACCAGCGAUUCUUUUUAUCACACAUUGAGCAAUAAUCUUUUCCAAAUCUAUAUUAAUUCAUGCUACCAAGUUUUUCCUCCCACACCGAUUCCCCCAAUCAGAGCACCUCUUGGUCUCCAGUAGAACCCACAACCCUCUUGUCUCGCGUUGCACGGCACGGUCAUUUUCUGUUGGGAGUUGCGCUAGCUAGCAUGGUGAUGGUGGACAGAUUUCCCACCCUGUGCUCAGUGGUCUCUCUGCUGCAGCCUGUUCCACAACCACAACUCCGCUAACCCUCUCUGCACCAAUCAUCUAACACGUGUCACAAUCUGCCCUGGUGCAAUGUUCCUCAGUCUAAUCUGCCUGAUAUUUAUGUAUCUUUUCUGUUAAAGGACAGAUUCAUUUUUUUAAAAUAUUGAAUUGUUAUUAUUAUGACUUCUAUUUGUGUCGUUGAUAUUGUUAUUCUUAUUAUUAUCAUCUCAUCGUUUUUAUUUGAAUAUUUCAGCAUGAUUUCUCAGAACACAAACCUCAAGCUAAUCGCAAAGUGGUUGAAUUAUUUCCUUUUUAUUUAGCAUGAUUAACAAGAGUGGUUCUUUUAAUAAUCAAUAGAGAUAUCUGUAUUUUUGUAGAUAUGUGUUUGCCUUCUUCUGUAAGAUGGCUGUAUGAAUGUAAAAGAUGUUGGGGGAAAAAAGUUGAAUGGUGUUGUCCAGUACUGUGGUUAUCCCAAACAAUUAGUUUACUACAAACCAAAAGAUUCAGUACAGAGAUGAUACAUUGGUUAUAAGAGAUGUUUAUAUAAAGCUAUUCUAUAUGGGGGUUUUUGUACAGUAUUUUUCCUAUACAUUACUGGCUAUGUAUUUUAAAGGCACAGAAUCCAGAAUAUUAUUAUUAUAUUAAAGAAUACAAAUACAUUACUCAAAGAACCAAUAUAGUAGUGUUUUGAUAUCUUAACCAUAACAAUGUGGUAGUUUUACAGAGAUUCCUCCAAAUCCAGCAGCAGUAACGGAUACUAUUGGGCAUUAUUCAAAGACACUCCUGUAUCCUGGUUAUAUACUAUAGAUUUAGCCAUCAGUAACCUUUAGUUCCUUGUGUCAUGGAAUCGUAGUGCUUUAAGCUCGAGUCUCCCCAACGUUCACAUGAAAUAAAGUUGUGAGUAUGGAGGACGGAAUGUAUGAAAUGAUCUUUAAUCGGUUUUUGUAGAGACCCACUAUUGCCAAGGAGAUGCCAACACUUGUUUGCUAUUGAUUGUCCCCGAUGUCACCACUAGGUGUCUCAAUUAGACUCCUGUUAUGGGUCCCUUCAGUCAGAGAUGACCAAAAUAAGUCACCGGAGUCCUUUGAUAGUAAAACUGAAAAGGUUUACCUUUAGUCAUAUUCUGAUAUAAACUAAUAUGACUAAUAUUUGGAGCCACCUCUAUGCUCACUAGUUAGAACGAUGUUACAAUGAAGGGGAGGGCAAUUUCAGGUUACUGUAGCUGCUGUUUGUCUGCUUGUUCGACCUUUGCAGUUCUAGUAAGCCCACUGCCUGAGUGAUAUUACUCUCAAUGACACUGCAUAGCUUACUGAAAUCUCUCUAAUUCUGCUAUAAUACUUUCACAGUUGACCAAAUACAGUGUAGUGUUCCUUACCUGUUGCAGAUCAUGGUCCAGCCAAGGUGAGAGUAGAUAUGAUGUUUUGGCUGUAGAGAAAUGGCUGGAGGUGGUUUUCCUUAUUCGCAUUUCUAUAGCCCAUCCGUACAGAUAUGGGUUUUGUUAGCUGUGUGUGUCCAUGUAUUUUAACAUGCUAUUCUGUACUAUGGAUGUACCAUAUGAAAGAAUAGGAUAAAGCCAUUACCAGUCCACACAUUGCCCACAUACCUCCCUGUAGAGUGACUUCACUACCUCACCCAUGAAUGGAAAAAAGUAACCAUAAUUCUGAGUCUAUUCCAGUGCCUUGAAUACACUGACUGUUCCUCAGUCUCUCAGCGACUUAUUGUCAUUAUCACCACUUGAAUAGGUUCAGAUCUAAUGCAGCAAAUGUUCUAUAUAUUUACCAUUUUCUUUCUACUUAUUUAAAACACAAUUAACUAAUUAUCAUUGUAUUAAUGGCAACACCAAUGGACUGUUUCACAGAGGGUACAUAGAUACACAAUGAAAGGAGUAUUCUGUCUUGUCUGUCAUGGAAUGAAUGCAUAACAUAUGAUAUUCAGGCCUUGGCCUCCCGAUCUGUAAUUCAUAGUGUCUAAUAAAGUAUUUUCUGUUUCUUUUGA
Molecule: messenger RNA, 4171 nt
Organism: Oncorhynchus nerka (sockeye salmon)
Lineage: Eukaryota; Metazoa; Chordata; Actinopteri; Salmoniformes; Salmonidae
Product: hepatic leukemia factor-like
Exons: 4
Coding region: 259-1161 (300 amino acids)
Biological process (GO): regulation of transcription by RNA polymerase II
Cellular component (GO): nucleus
Molecular function (GO): RNA polymerase II cis-regulatory region sequence-specific DNA binding; DNA-binding transcription factor activity, RNA polymerase II-specific
Source: RefSeq, a predicted model, not a curated record